Lytechinus pictus (painted urchin) is the source of this 2390-nucleotide messenger RNA. RefSeq lists its product as uncharacterized. The transcript has 2 exons. The record is from RefSeq and is a predicted model, not a curated record. Bases 55 to 228 code for a protein of 57 amino acids. Lineage: Eukaryota; Metazoa; Echinodermata; Echinoidea; Temnopleuroida; Toxopneustidae.
UGCCCGACCCAACGUGAUAACCAGAUGUGAUGGCACAAGAAUAAAGUGGCAUUGAUGGACCAGUACGAGCAAGCAGAGCUGAACUGCAUUACCGAGCACCCUGGCUUUGAAGGCGUUUGUCUCAAUCAAUCCUUAGAUACUGCAUACUUGGGGUAUCGUCAGCACUAUGGUGACAGGGCACGGCAUGAUGCAACUGAAAAUGAGUGGAACAAGCCAAGUCAGAGAUAAAUAAAAUGGCAGUAGAAGAAAUUAACAGCUGUGCCUCGAAUAUACACGGAGGAGCAAGUGAGACUACUCAUAGAAAAUGAGGGAUAGCCCCCCCUUCAUUCCAGAAACAUUACCCGAUCAUUUGAGAAUUUUGCUAGUUUUCACAAAACAUCGGGUAAAUUGGACACGACCUUUCAGAAAUUUAGGGGGCUCUUAUCUCGAAUAGUCAGGUUGAGUGCCCCACCCGACGUGAUAACCUGAUGUGAUGGCACAAGAAUAAAGUGGCAUUGAUGGACCAGUACGAGCAAGCAGAGCAGAACUGCAUCACUGAGCACCCUGGCUUUGAAGGUGUUUGUCUCAAUCAAUUCGUGGGUUUUAGAUACUGCAUACUUGGGGUAUCGUCAACAGUAUGGUGACAGGGCACGGCAUGAUGCAACUGAAAAUGAGUGGAACAAGCCAAGUCAGAGAUAAAUAAAAUGGCAGUAGAAGAAAUUAACAGCUGUGCCUCGAAUAUACACGGAGGAGCAAGUGAGACUACUCAUAGAAAAUGAGGGAUAGGGCCCCCUUCAUUCCCGAAAGGUCGGGUCCAGUUUACCCGAUCAUUUGAGAAUUUUGCUGCAGUUUUCACAAAACAUCGGGUAAAUUGGACACGACCUUUCAGAAAUUUAGGGGGCUCUUUUCUCGAAUGGUGGGGAAAACUGGAUCUGAUGUUUCAGGAAUUUAGGGGACCCUUUUCUCGAUUGGUCGGGUUUCGCGAGUGCCCCACCCGAAGUGAUAACUUGAUGUGAUGGCACAAGAAUAAAGUGGCAUUGAUGGACCAGUACGAGCAAGCAGAGGGGAACUGCAUCACUGAGCACCCUGGCUUUGAAGGUGUUUGUCUCAAUCAAUCUGUGGGUUUUAGAUACUGCAUACUUGGGGUAUCGUCAGCACUAUGGUGACAGGGCACGGCAUGAUGCAACUGAAAAUGAGUGGAACAAGCCAAGUCAGAGAUAAACAAAAUGGCAGUAGAAGAAUUAACAGCUGUGCCUCGAAUAUACACGGAGGAGCAAGUGAGACUACUCAUAGAAAAUGAGGGAUAGCCCCCCCUUCAUUCCCGAAAGGUCGGGUCCAGUUUACCCGAUCGUUUGAGAAUUUUGCUGCAGUUUUCACAAAACAUCGGGUAAAUUGGACACAACCUUUCAGAAAUUUAGGGGGCCCUUUUCUGGAAUGGUUGGGUAAACUGGACCGGAUGAUUCAGGAAUUUAGAGGACCCUUUUCUCGAUUGGUACGAGCAAGCAGAGCUGAACUGCAUUACCGAGCACCCUGGCUUUGAAGGCGUUUGUCUCAAUCAAUCUGUGGGUUUUAGAUACUGCCUACUUGGGGUAUCGUCAACAGUAUGGUGACAAGGCACGGCAUGAUGCAACUGAAAAUGAGUAUUUAUUUCAUAUAUUUUCUGUAAUCAAAUAUUGGAAAAGAAGGAUACAAAUUUAUUUAAAUAUACAUGAUUUUUUUCCCAACUCAAAUGUCCAAAACUGUAUCAUAUUUUAUAUAAUUUCAAAUUAUCAUAGGGACAAUGUUAUAAUGAGCUAUACAGUGCGUCCCACAAAAAAACCGAAACCGAGAUUUAGCGAUGACUUAUCAUAACUUAAUCAUAAAUACAAAAGACAAAUGACCUAUCAAUGUAAAGCUUAGAAUCUCCUCUUUCAUCUGAUAUUACUUAGAUUAAUCCUCAUUCAUGCAUGAGUGAGCAAAAACAAUUUGAAGAAAGGAUACCAAAAACUCAUUUGGCAGGGGGUAUCUGAAUUUCAAAAAGAAAAUCACAUGCCUAAAAAGUUAAAUAUCUGCUCUUUUAUUUGAUACCUUAAUCACAAAAAAAUGGUUGAGAAGUAAAAAAGUUAUGUUCCCUCGAAACAAACUGGUUUCCCACAGAAGCUAUCGCACAGUUAACAAAAGACUUAAUGCAUGGCUGAUCGUCAACAAAACGGAGUGUUGAGUGAGUUUGAACGCUAGCCUGUAAAACCUCUUCAUUUUAUGAAAUUAUUGAAAUUCAAGCCUUAUUUCAAAUAAGCAGAACUUUGUUAUUUCUUUACCAUUUUCUGUAAUUGAGGUAUCAAAUUAAAGAGCAGAUAUUGAACUUUUUAAUAAUGUGGUUUUCGUUUUGAAACCCAGAUACAGCCCGCCAAAUGACUUUUUGGUAUCCCCUC